GUUUUAUAUUAAUUUUAAUACUGCAGUGCAUUUGCUUCAUUACUUCUGUAAGAAAAGAUACACUAACAUUGGUAGAAUCUGUCGGUAUAUAUACAGAAGGAAAAAGAAUAUUUUGUGGUCUAAGCUCGUGCAAAUUUGUACCUUGGGAGACAGUGGUAGAUAUAGUCAUCAAUGAAGUUAUAACAGGACAAAGGGUUAUAUAUUAUCUUACAAUUAUAGUGAAAGAAUCAGUAGGUGGAAAAGAUUCAAUAAAAUUAAUCCCUUUGUUCCAAGAGUUAAUACCCGAGAGAAAAUGCCUGGAAUAUAUGUACGAGAGACUAGCUGGUUUGAUUGGGUGCACCAUAGGGAAAAUUCAGUUUUAAUAGUGCCUGGUUCAUACUGGUUGUGUCAUAAAAAGAACAUAUAUAAGUUUAUCUUUCGAUAUCAUCGCACGACUAGGAAUGUACAGCAGUUUACUUUCGCAAGGGAAUUAUUGAAAGUAAUUCGAAGGAUUAUAAAAAAUCCACCGCGCCAUGGACAACAAUUUAGUACAAACAAUCUUUUAGUUACCUACCAUCAUACAUUCUGGACUCGACAGGAUAAAAUAUUCGCAAUGACAAAGUUCAAACAGAGAUCCGUUGCCGCAUUUUCUUACGCGUUUAUUCUUACCAUAAAAGUAAUCUCACUUUUAGAAAGCUUAGAACAAAAUACCAGAUGUGCUGUAACAUCUUGUUCCGAUCAACCUUUAAUUUUGAAUAAUACGAAUUCAACGCAGUCUUCUGCCAACGAUCUUCCAGAGCAGAGCAACCAUCGCAAUAAUAUGCCGGAGGGAGUACUAGAUUUAAAAAUUAAGGAUAUUACUACUCAAUUAGACCAUCGCUUGACAACGAUAUCAACGGAAGGAUCCGUAAAUAUCGCGAGUAGAGAAAAAUUCAAAAUAGAAAAUGAUUGCACUCCAAGUGGUAGACACUCAACUACAUUCCCUUUUGAAGACGACAGAAUGGUUUCCAGUGAAUCAAAAGAUUUAAAUUGCGAAAAUGAUGAUAACGAAUCACUGAUGAUAGAUGAAUGCACCGUUGAAAACGAUGUGAAUAAACAGAAUGGCGAUUCUGUAUCAACCAACACACGAUCGAGAUUACCGUAUCAAUAUUUAAUAGAAAGAGAGAUCGAGGAUGCAAAACGUAAUACAUUAAAUUCCAUUGCUUCGUGCAACGAUACUAAGAAACGUAGAAAAGAUGAAAUGAGUGAAAAAUACCCCUCGUCCCCUCUGGUGGAACUACUUACAGAUUUUGAUCAAACUGACGAAGUAUGUUCCGGUAAAAAGAGAAAGCGAGCAUCAAAUAAAAUGACGUCACGAUCUUCCGAUAUUACAGAUUUAGUAAUGGAAGGAUUAAUGUUUACAAUUCGACAAGGGGAAAAUACUGUAGCAGUUAUAGAGCAGAAAACGAAACUGGAGGUGGAUGAAGUAUUAGAAAAUUCGGAGAAAAUUGAGACCAAAAAGGGAGAAAAAUGUUUACGAAAUUCUAGUUUGCUCGGAUUGGAGAACUUAAUAACAAUGAUUGAAUCAUCAAGAAAUACUAAUGUCGAACAAAAGUAUCAAAAUACAAUUACACAAGAGAAUCAUACGUCCAAAGGCACUCAUUUUCCUAAUGCAAGUUUAAAUAAAGAUUCUAAUACUGCCAACAAGAAUCAGUACAUUCAAGCAUAUGAGAAAAAUGUAAAAUUUGCAGAGGAUGAAGAUUCACAAUAUGAAGAGGACGAGGAUGAGGUUGAGGAAGAAAUAGAGGAAGAGGAAGAGGCAGAGGAAGAGGAAGACAUAAUACCAGAAGCAUUACAAGAUCAACUCUUUCAGCCGCCAGUACAUUCUUUUGAAAAAGUUAAUAAGUCUGAAGACGCAAUGAUAAAUAAAGACCUAUUAAUGGAUGAUACAGAUACUGAUGUGUCAAUCAGGUUUGGAGUAACAACUGAACGUAAUCUUGUCUUUAAUAAGACACACGAAUCACAAUAUAAAUCUAUGCCUAAUAAUAAUACUAAUAAAUCUAAGUCCAAUGUACCGACCAUAAUUUCAAAUCAAAUUAUUACUACAGAUCAAAUACCUCUUCAGUUACAAAAAAUACUUAAAAAUAGAUUAUCAACAAGAUAUACUUUAACCAACGAACGUGAACGAAAUGAAAAUAAUAUGGUUGACCAUAAAAUGCAAACAUCCGAACAAAAAGAUAUUAGUUUUCAUGUACAGUUGAAAAAUCAGAGAUUAAAUUGUAAUACACUGGAAAGUACACAAUCUUUGGAGAACCGUCAGAUUUCUCUGGCCAGUAAUAGCGAAACUCGUGAAAGUGUAUCAUCGGUGGUAUCAGCGGUAGAACAAAAAGAUCUAAAUAUUUCAGAAAACAGAUUGAGAGAAAAUGAAGAAGAAUUACAGAAGCAGUCUGUUAGUACCGAUCGAAUAGAAGUGUUAUCUUCAUCUAUAGUGCAAGAUGUUACACAGGAAUUUUAUCAGGAUCUAACGUACUUACAGAAGAAAAAAGACUUGACUAAUCAGUAUCUGAAUCUAAGAUCAAGAAGCAAACUGACAAAUACACUACGAGAUACACAUACCAGUGAGGCGCGCGUGGAAAUGAUCAAAUUCUUUCAUGAUAUUACAAGAGGUGCCAAGGUUGUUGUAAAACGCAUGAGUACAAAAAGCAUUCAUAGUAUAAUUAAAAAAAGUUCCUCGUUAGCAACAAGCAUGCACUGA
This is a messenger RNA of Dufourea novaeangliae, 2713 nucleotides long. RefSeq names its product RING finger protein PFF0165c-like. Lineage: Eukaryota; Metazoa; Arthropoda; Insecta; Hymenoptera; Halictidae. The record is from RefSeq and is a predicted model, not a curated record.